AUGGCGCGAACACCUGGAGUUUCAACGCAAAUGCCUGUUUCGCAAUAUCCGUCUCUGAUGACUCAACCGCUCACGGACAAUGGCAGUAUGGUGAUGACGCCGAUUAUGGAUCUUCAGUCAAGAUAUCAUGCAAGCACGACAACAACUGGCUCCGAUACGUCGGCGGAAAACGGGCCCGGUUACCGUAAACCGGUGAUACCGAAACAUAUUUUAGAGAGCCAAAUUAGACUCAAUCGAUUGGCGAAGAGUGUGCCGGAUGCGAAAAAGCUGACGAGGGCGAUGUCGGCGAUCGAACGAACCGCACCGAAUCGGACAGAGGAUAACAUUGAUUAUAAGGAGUUUCUUGACAAACACUACGAGGAUAUGAGGCCGGGGAUUCAUAAAAUAAAAUAUCGAAAAUCCGAAUACCAGACAGUGAUUCAAGAAGCGUCCGCAAUCUUCGCUUCAGAGAACACUCUGAUUGAUGUUGAUCCACCCUGCGUUGUUGUUGGCGAUUUGCAUGGGCAAUUCAAUGAUCUUAUCAAUAUGUUCCUACUGCUUGGAAGACCGCCAGAUACUGUUUACGUGUUCACAGGGGAUUACGUCGACCGCGGAAUGAUGAGUAUUGAAUGCAUAAUGCUUUUAUUCGCUUACAAAAUUUCGUAUCCUGAAAAUAUUUUUUUGCUUCGCGGAAACCACGAGAUUGCCAGAGUCAAUAAGAAAUAUGGGUUCUACGAGGAAUGCAUUUCGUGUAUUCCCAAAUACGGCGAAGAGAUUUGGGCUGAAUUUCAGCGUUGCUUCAACAAUUUGCCGAUUUCAGCCCUAAUCGCCACCAAAAUUCUGUGUAUGCAUGGCGGUUUGUCGCCAUCGCUCGUCACAUUAGAUGAGCUCCGCGAGCAUCCGAAACCAAUUCGGAAUCCAUUUCGCGGAAUCGUGAACGACAUGCUUUGGUCUGAUCCCGAUUUGGCGGUUUAUGAAUGGCGCACGAGCACUCGCGGGUCAGGAUUCACCUUCGGAACCAAUGUGAUUGAUGAUGUUUGCACCCGAUUGGGAAUCGAAUUGAUCAUUCGUGCUCAUCAGAUGUGUUUUGAUGGAUAUUGGACGAUAACGAACCGCAAACUCAUCACGAUAUUUUCAGCACCGCUUUAUUGUAAUCUAUACAGAAACGCUGGAUGUGUUCUAAAGGUUGACGCCAAACUUUGUAUCCAACCAGUGUUCUUUGCGCCAGAAUCGCCCGCACUGAUAGCAACAAUUCAACAAAAGAAUCGAGUCUGGGACGUUUCAUUUGAUAAUAUUGACUAA
Caenorhabditis bovis is the source of this 1281-nucleotide messenger RNA. The record is from the annotation of a GenBank genome assembly. Lineage: Eukaryota; Metazoa; Nematoda; Chromadorea; Rhabditida; Rhabditidae.